AUGCAUCCCCGGAAAAAUCCCCCUUCUCCUUGGGAUCCCCAUCCCAAACCAGUCAGAUCCGCCAAUCUCACCUUCCGCGCGUCUCACGUCCCCCCCCCCUCGCGGAGUGCGCCUUCCGUUCCGCCAUACCCUUCCGCCUCCGCUUAUUCCUCCGCUCCCCCGUACCCUCCUCAUCCGUACGCUUCCGCUUCCCCGUACCAUUCCCCUCACCAGUACGCUUCUGCUGCGCAGUACGUUUCCGCUCCCCCUUACUCUUCCGCUCCCCUUUACUCUUCCGCUCCGCCGUACCCUUCCGCUUCCGCCUACCCCUCCGCCUCCCAGUACGCGCCUUCCGCGCCCUCGUUCCCCCCCGCGCCCCAGCGUCGCGCAUCCUCCCCCUCACCGCCCGGGAGAAACUUCGUCAUUCGCUUCACGUGCGACGAUGACGACGACGACGGCGAUGGCGACGGCGACGACAAUGUUGAUCCCAGUCGCGAAGGAGGUGGUAACCCGAAAAGCGACAUUUCAAGCAGCAGAUCGUUACCGCCGGCCAGGCGAGCCUCUCCGACCGCGAUCCUUUCACCAGGGAGCGGGGCGUUAGGGGGGGGAGGGGGCGGCGGAAAUACUUCCGCCGUUGCCCUUCCGCCAAGACCCGCGAGCGCGCCAGGAUCUUCCACCAGUCGAACAUUUUCUUCUCUCCCCGCCGCUGCGCAAGGUUCCGCCUCCGCUUCCGCUUCCGCCACCGCUUCCGCCUCUCCGCUCUCGCUUCCCCCUGGCGCGAGCAAGUCCACAGUUUGGACCGCGGGUGGCGCACAAGCCGCGCAACCCCGCGGAAGACAGACGGCGGCUGGGGUAGUUGCGCGCGCAGCUUCCGCGCGAGCACUGGGCCGCUCCCCUUCCGUCCCCCUUCCCCCAGCGGCUGCUGCUGGCGGAUCUUCUCCGGUGGCGGCUGGCGCAAGCUCUGGCGGAGCAGGCGGGAGUGACGGCGGAGCUUCCUCGCAGUUUUUGAAGCAAAUUGCGCUCAUGCGCGAGCAGAUCGCGGCUUUUGAGCGCAGGGGGGAAGGCGGGAGCUCGGGGAACUUGGUUGAGGCCGGCGGGGGGAGAGAGAGUCCGGAUGCGCCUAAGGAAGGCGCAGAGCCAAGCAGCGGCGGAAACGCCAGCGGCGCUGGCGCAAGUGGGGGUGGCGCAAGCGGGACUGGCGCAAAUGGGCCUGGCGCAAGUGGCGGUGGCGCAAGUGGUAGUGGUGUCAGUGCUCCUGGUGGCAGCAAAGGGGAGAAGCCUUCGAGGGAACCAAAGCAGGCUGCAGCUCCGGCUGGCGGCGUUUCUCGUCCUGUAGCAGUCGGAGGCGGAACGGUGCGGUCGAGAGGAGGAGCAAGAGGGCUAGGUCAGGGGCGUGCGAGAGCGGGAGGAGAGGAGGGCAGUGGGCUGCUGAAGCGGGGGCUGAGCUGGAACGAACCAAUCAUGCUGGAUGAUGAUGACGAGGAUGAACCAAUCAUGCUAGAUAGUGAUGGUGGCGGUGUUGGUGGUGGCGGUGGUGCUGUUGAUGAUGGUGGUGGUGGUGGUGCUGGUGGCAAUAACGGGGUUGCUCCGGACUCGCCAGAAGAUGUGAAGCCCAUGCACGCUGAGGUCAGCAAGCAGACUGCUGAGGUCAGCAAGCAGACUGCUGAGGUCAGCAAGCAGACUGCUGAGGUCAGCACGCGGACUGAUGACGUCAGCAAGCAGAACGUUGAGGUUGGCUUUGGCAAUGGUGGCAGUGCUGCUAGCGAUGGCCUUGCUACAAGAGAUGACCCGGACAGUGGAGAGGACAUGGAGAUAGAUCCCAUGGAUGAUGAUGAUGAUGAUGAUGGUGCUGCUGCUGCUGCUGGUACUGCUGGUGGUGCUGGUGCUGGUAGUGGUGCUUAUAAUGGUGCUGGUGCUGCUGGUGGUAGUGGUGCUUUUAAUGGUGUUGGUGGGGCUGGUGGUGGUGCUUAUAACGGUAGUGAUGGUGGUGAGGGGCGCGAGUACGAUCCAAUUGCAGAUGCUUUUGGAGGCUGGGAGGGUGACUACAGGCGAGCAGCAGUGCGAGGAGUAGAGGCAGCAGCAGGCGUGCAGGCGUCACCACCGCAGAUUGGAGUAGAAGCAGCAGGCGUGCGAAUUUCACCUGGGACUGGAGUGGAGGCAGCGCUAGAGGCGGAUGGGGCGUGGGCGGGGCUGGCGAGUGUGUGGCACGGGGCUGGGGGUUUUUCCUUUGGGGGGUGGCUGGAGGAGGAGAGGGUGGAGGGGCGUGAGAGGGGCGCGCAUGUGCAGGGCGCGCACACACAGGGCCCUAGAGGGCACGGCGGAAGGAUGCAGGCAGAGCAUAUACAGGGUGCGAGGGCGCAAGGUGCAAGCGUGCAGGGCGAGAAGGAGCAGGGUCCUCCCCUCUUCCAACUUCCCCUUGUUCAAAUGCCCCUCUCUCCACCCCCCCUCGCUCUGAACCUCUACCCAUGCGCCCCCCUUUCACUGGCUUGGCCUGGCAAGGGGUUUGGACAGAGCAGAAGGGGCAUCACUUGCACCACCCUGACCCGUGAUGCAAGGAGGCACUUGCAGUUGGAUGCGAGCGCAUCAGAGGAAGGCGCAUCUGGGGAAGGUGCAUCUGGCGCAUAUGGUAGAGGGAGAGGCGAGGAGGAGGGAGCUGGAGGGGAGUUUAGGGUUUUGAGGGUGAAAAGGGAGAGGGAGGAGAUGGGUGAGUGGGAAGAUGGGAGGAGGGUGGCUAGGAGAGCGGAGGAAUUUAGGCUGGAAGAGAGGGAAAGAGUGAGGGAGAGGGAGAGGGAAAGGGAGAGGGAGACAGUGAGGGAGAGGGAGAGGGAAAGGGAGAGGGAGCGAGUGAGGGAGAGGGAGAGGGAAAAGGAGAGGGAGCGAGAGAGGGAAAAGGAGAGGGAGAGAGAGAGGGGGAGGGAGAGGGAGAGAGAGAGGGAGAGAGAGAGGGUGAGGGAAAAGGAGAGGGAGAGGGAGAGGGAGAGGGAGAGGGAGAGGGAGAGCGAGAGGGGAAAGCAGAGGGAGAGGGAAGAGGGAUCUGGGAGGGGCAGGGAGGAGGAGAGGAGGGAGAGACUGGCGGCCAAGGGCGGGGGGGGGGCUGGGAGGGAGGGGAGUGGGGCGGGCAGGGGAGGGGCUGGAGGAGGGAGGGAAGGGAGUGGGGUGGGGAGGGGAGUGGCGGGGUUUGGAAUGGAAGGGAGUGUGGUGGGGAGGGGAGGGGUUGAGGGGGGCAGAGGAAGGGUAGGAGCAGGGAGGGAAGGGAGUGGGGCGGGCAGAGGAGGUGUAGGAGCAGGGAGAGGAGGGAGUGGGGCGGACAGUGGAGGGAUGGUGGGGGGCAGAGGGGCGGUGGCAGGUGGAGGAGGGGUUGUGGCAGGUGCAGGGAAGGGAAUAUCUGCUGCUGCUGUUAGUCUGUCUGUUGGUGGUGCUGCUCGUGGUGGUGGUGGUGCUGGUGCUGCUGCUGGUGGUGGUGUUGCUGCCGCCACUCCUGCCACUGCCACUGCCAAUGCCUCCCCGUCUGCUCCUGCUGCAGCUGAUGUGUCAGCUGCUCCAAUUGGCAGUCCGGCGAGAGCAAGGGAUGUGGCCUUUGGAGGGCGGGGUGCAAGCAUUCUAGGUAUGAGUAGUGCCAGCCAGAGCAGCCCAGGUAGCAGGGUUGGGAUGGGUGUGAGGGGUGGAAAGGGGAGGGGUGAUGGGGGAGAGAAGGUGGCGGAGAGAAGGCUUCAGGUGUCCAUUCAGGUGAAAGUGGAAGCCCAUGAGGAAGCAGUUAGCAGGGUUGUGACGUCAGGUGCACCAGUGGGAGUGACGUCAGGGUCUGGACGGGGAGGGGUGAAGUCAGGUGGAAUAGGGAGGAGUGAAAUGAGGGAGCAGCAGAAGGAGAAGGAGAAGCAGAGGGAGCAGCAGAAGGAGAUUGAGAAGCAGAGGGAGCAGCAGAAGGAGCAGGAGAAGCAGAGGGAACAGCAGAAGGAGAUUGAGAAGCAGAGGGAACACCAGAAGGAGAUUGAGAAGCAGAGGGAGCAGCAGAAGGAGCAGGAGAAACAGAGGGAACAGCAGAAGGAGAUUGAGAAGCAGAGGGAGCAGCAGAAGGAGAAGGAGAAGCAGAGGGAACAGCAGAAGGAGAUUGAGAAGCAGAGGGAACAGCAGAAGGAGAUUGAGAAGCAGAGGGAGCAGCAGAAGGAGCAGGAGAAACAGAGGGAACAGCAGAAGGAGAUUGAGAAGCAGAGGGAGCAUCAGAAGGAGCAGGAGAAGCAGGGGGUGCAGCAGAAGGAGCAUGAGAAGAAGGGGGGGCAGCAAACGGAGCAAGAGAAGCAAAAAGAUCAGGGGAAGAAGAGGAAGGAGCGGGAGCAGCAGGACGAGCAGAGGAAAGCGCAAGAGAAUAAGCGGGGAGGGCAGGAGAGACCAGGUGGUGAGCAGCAUAAAGCAGUGAAAAGGGGUGAGCGGGAGGGUGGAAAGAAUGUGGAAGGAACAAAGGAGAUCGCUUCUGUCAGCGAGGUGAAGGGGGAUAGGGGAAAGGAGGGAGAGGAGAAGAGAGACGAGGAGAAGAGGCAGAAGAAGGAGGCGAGGGGAGCAGUAAUGUCAGGAGGGGGGAGAGAGGGAGAGGAGAGGAAGGGAGGGGAGAGUGGGGGAGGGGUGAGUGGUGGUGCUGUUUUGGAACAAGGGAGGAGGGUGGGUGAGACUGUGACUGGUGACUCAGGGCAAGGGAAGAGGCGACGAGGUGAAGAGGAGGACAGAGAGAGGCGGGUGAGAGCAAGGGAGGAAGAGGAUAGGCGGAGAGAGGAGGGGAGGAGACGAGAGGAGGUGGGGAUGAGAGAAGAGAUGAGAAGGAGGGAGGAGGAGAGAAGGAGAGAGGAGGGGGUGAGGAGAGAGGAGAGCGGGAGGAGGGAAGAGGGGGGAGGAAGAGAGGACGGCAGGAGGAGGGAGGAGGGAGGAAGGAGAGAGGAGGGGGGAAGGAGGGAGGAAAGGGGAUGGAAAGAGGAGAGAGGGAGGAGGGAGGAAGGGGCUAGGAGAGACGAAGGGGGCAGGAGGGAGGAGGGUAGGAGGAGAGACGAGCGGGAAAGGAGUGAGGAAUGGCAGAGGAGGGAGGAGGGUAAAAAGAGAGAGGAGGGUAGGGGGAGAGAAGAGGGCGGGAUGAGGGACGAGCAUAUGCAUGAGGGAGGCUGGAGGGAGAGUGGUAAAAAAGAGGAGGCAAAGGGGAAAAAGGGGGGUGCGGAGGGGGGUGAGAACCAUAAACGCGGAGCUAGGGGGGUGACUGGGGAAGGAGUGCAAGUGAGGGUGCAAGAGAGGGUGCAAGAGAGGGUGCGGGAAGGAGUGCAAGAGAGGGUGCGGGAGCGGGUCCGGGUGAGAGCGAGAGGAGUGUUGGAGGGAGGGGCGAGGGAGAGGAGUGUGGAUGAGUAUGAGAGUCCGCUGGUGAUGUUCCGGUGCUACCGACACUCCCCUGUGUUCAUGGCUCGAUGGGGGGCUGUGGUGGAAUGCGGUGAGGAGGGGCAGGAGGAGGGGAAGGAGGGGCAGGAGGAGGAGAAGGAGGAGGGGCAGGAGAGGCAGCAGGAAGGGAAGGAAGAGAAGGAAAGGAAGGAGGGGCAGGAGGGACACAGAGUGGAUCUAGGGCAGAGUCAGCAAAGUCAACAGAGUCAACAACAGCAGCAGCAGCUGCAGCUGCAGCAGCAGCCCGAGCGAGGCCCAUCACCCCAUCCGCCCCCUUCCCCCCUCUCUUCCCACGCUUUGCGAGUCCACGAGGCAUCGAUCGAUCCCCACCGUGUGAUCUGCGCCGCCCAGCUGCGCGGCCAAUGCGUGGACGCCAAGUGUCGCCUGCAGCACCUGCUGCCCCACCCUGUGCGCUUUGCCCCUGUGAUCAGGGUAGUGCGGGACGAUGCUGAAAGGGUUGCUGAUAACGUGUAUGCAGAGAGUGUGGCAGGAGCAGCAGCAACAGCAGCAGCAGAAGUGGGGGGAGCAGGUGCUGAAGGAAAAGAGAGGGCAGCAGAAGUGGGGACAGCAGGUGCUGAAGGAAAAGGGAGGGCGGCAGAAGCAGCACAGAGUGUUAAACCAGCAGCAGGGGCCAGCCAAGAAGCAGAUCCGUUACAAGCUGAUGCAAUACAAGGGUCUGCGUUAGAAGGAAACCACUCAGUGGUGUCGCUCCUUCGAGCAUCCAUCUUAAAGCCCUAUCUUCAACCCCACCACCUUAUCCCAUUGCCUGCUGCUGCUGCUAGAAGCGGGGGUGUUGGGGGGAGAUGGGGAGGAGGAGGAAUGGGAGGAGCAGGAGGAGGAGCAGGAGUGGGAGUAGAGGGAGCGUGGGGAGUUGCAGGGGCAGGAGGGAGCGGGGAGAAGGGGAGUAAGGAGGGAGGGAAGGGAGAUGGGGGAGAGAGGAUUGGUAAGGGGGGCAGGAUGAGCGUUUGGGAUAGGGUGAGUGGGGGUGUGGAGGGGGUUUUUGGAGAAACGAGAGUGAGUGGGGUUGAGAGGGAAUGUGAAGGUGUGAGAGAGGGAGUGAGGGAGGAAGAGAGGUUGCCACUGCACCUUCCCCUCUCUCUGCUCCUUUCUGGAACGGUGGAUUUCUGGGGCGGUGAAAGCUGUCCUGUGAUUGGCCAGCCCCUGUCCUUUAUCCACCUGAAUCGGAUCGACCCGUCUCUCAAGGGAAUGGGGCGGCUGCUCUUUGCUGCGUGUGCGCCUGAACCAACCGCUGCCACUUUGGAAACUGUCAUUGCCUCGCUAGCGCAUUUCCUGUACCACCAGCCGGGCAGCAGCAGCACGUGGCACGUCUUCUUCCGCCUCUUCGCCCUCCUCCCCGCGCUGCUGCACCUGCCGUGGCUUUACUGCAUGGCGCGGCUUCGCAGGGAGUUUGAAGUCAAGGAGCAGAUGGCAGCCCUGGUGCAGUGCUGUGUGAGUGGGUGGGGACCGUUGGAGUUUGAGCUCAAGGAGCAGAUGGCAGCUCUGGUGCAGUGCUGUGUGAGUGGGUGGGAGUUUGAGCUCAAGGAGCAGAUGGCAGCCCUGGUGCAGUGCUCCCACACCCCUCCCUCUCCUCCACUUCCGCCACCUCCUCUCCUCCUCCUCGUCCCCUUGGGAUCCGAUGCAGCAGCAGAGAUGCAGGAGAAGGGAGCAGCACUAGACUCAAUCACUCCCCAUCUGCGCUCGUCUCUCGGCUUAUCAAACCCUAACGCCGCCCCCGCGCAAUCAUCCCGCGUUUCCUCGGCCGCUACACCCCAAGGGGUGUCCCUCUCGGGUCUAUUGAGUCAACUCCCUCCCCCCAUGUCCACCCCGCCUGUGGUUGACCCGGUCAACGCGAGUCAACGCAGUGCAGAGGCGCUUGACUGUGCCCUGCAGCUGCUGCUGGUGUGGGGGGAGGGCGGGGAGGGGAGGAAGGUGUGGGAGUGGGUCGGGAUGGUGGUGAGUGCGGUGGAGAGGUGUGGGAAUGGGGGGAGGGAGGGAGGUGUGGGAGAUGAAGAGGGGGCCUCUGUUGGCCCUUCAGGUUCUCAUCCCUCCACUGCCCCUUCUCUGGACUCUUCCGUCCCUCCUCCCCACCCCCCUCUCUCCAUCCCUUCUCUCCUCCUCUGGGCUCAAUCACACUCUCUCCUCCAUCUCCUCCUCCCUCCUCUCCACCCUCUCUUCCCCUCCUCCUCUCCUUCCCUCACACCAUCACCCAGCCACCUUCCCUCCCCAUCACCUCCCUUCACCUCGGAAUACCCCCCUCAAGUGCAACAGGCCCUCUCGUUCCUCCUAGGCCCCCCCAAUUUCGACUUCUCUCUCCUCAACACGUGUAUGGGGAUCGGCUUUGCUCCUUCAGUCAUUUCUCUCGCUGCUCCUGCUCCUGCUCCUGCUCCUGCUCCUGCUCCUGCUCCUGCUCCUGCUCCUGCUCCUGCUCCUGCUCCUGCUCCUGCUCCUGCUCCUGCUCCUGCUCCUGCUCCUGCUCCUGCUCCUGCUCCUGCUCCUGCUCCUGCUUCGAGUGCUCUUUCUCGCACCCCAUCUUUUCCUCCUAAUCACCCCAAAGAGGCUCGGCAGCUAGAGCAGGUUCGGCAAGCCCUGGACCUCCUGCCUCGGAACGUGCCUCUUGCCCGAACCUACCUCCAUCUCCUGUUCGGUAACAACCUUCCGAACGUGCUCCAAGCCACGGCUGCUGCAACGGCUGCAGCUUCAGAAGCUGCUUCAAAGCCGAAGCCGAAGCAGAAAGGGAGGUCCGGCGAAGGUACCGAGCCUGUUACCCUACCUCCGACCGUCAACCCGUCCCAACUGACCCAUGCGGUUACCGUGUUACUAACGGCGUUGCAGCAGGGGGGAGGAGGGGUGGGAGCAGCAGCAGGGGGGGCAGGGUCAGGGCAUCCUGGCUGGGAGGCAGAAUGGACGGUGCUGAUCGACGUUGCGGAUGUGAUCAUGGCGAAUCGGACGGCUGCGUGUGCGAUUGCUCGUGUGGCUGUGGCUAUCCACCCUCUGUCGAAGCAACUGCGAGAAAGAGAGGCUAAGCUCAACCCAAAAGCGACACAGAAGAGGGAGAAAGCCCAAGCCCAUCCCACCAACCGCUAUGCGUGA
Messenger RNA from Closterium sp. Naga37s-1, 8478 nucleotides. NCBI's taxonomy places the organism in Eukaryota, Viridiplantae, Streptophyta, Zygnematophyceae, Desmidiales, Closteriaceae. The record is from the annotation of a GenBank genome assembly.